CUUCCGCUUGCUUUUUGUUUCCGGUCUGAGGUUACUUCUAGAAUCUAGAAGCUCUAGUACAACUAUAUUGCAUAACGCACUUUACUACUUAAAGAUGGCACAGUAUAAAGGGGCAGCAUCAGAAGGAGGUCGAGCAGCAAAUCUUAUUAAGAAGCGACAAAAAGAACUUGAAGAGAUCGAAGCUAAAAAGAGAAAAAUUGAAGAGGAGAUGAAGAUAGGCAGUAUUACAAAUAAAUUUGCAGCCCACUAUGACGCUAUAGAACAAAGUUUAAAAUCAAGCACAAUUGGUCUUGUCACAUUGGAUGAAAUGAAAGCAAAACAAGAACACGUUGUGAAAGAACGAGAAAAACAGCUUGCUCAUAAAAAGGCAGAAGGAAAGAGCAAAGAAAAACAACAGGAAGAUAAGAAAAAAAAGGAUCAGAAAAAGAUAAAUAUGCUUUCCUUUGAUCUUGAAGAAGAUUGUGAAGAAGGAAAAAAUAAAGAAGAACAUGAAAGGGAAGAAGCCAAAAAAAUUAAAAAGCAGAAGAAAAAAAGAUUUGGAAUGAAUCCAGAAGUAGACACAAGUUUUCUGCCAGAUAGAGAUCGAGAUGAGGAAGAAAAUAAAUUAAGGGAACAACUUCGGCAGGAUUGGGAAGAAAAGCAAGAGAAAGUAAAAGCAGAGGAGAUAAACAUCACCUACAGCUACUGGGAUGGUUCUGGUCAUCGUCGUCAGUUGCGUCUAAAGAAGGGCAACACCAUCCAGCAGUUCUUGCAUCGAGCCUUGGAGUCCCUGAGGAAGGAGUUCAAUGACCUCAAGCCUGUGGGUGUUGACCAGCUGAUGUAUGUGAAAGAGGACCUUAUCAUCCCCCACCACUAUUCUUUCUAUGACUUUAUUGUCACGAAGGCCCGUGGUAAAUCUGGACCUCUCUUUAGUUUUGACGUUUAUGAUGACAUUCGAAUGACCAACGAUGCAAAAAUAGAGAAAGACGAGUCACAUGCAGGCAAGGUGUGUUUAAGGAGCUGGUAUGAGAGGAACAAACACAUCUUCCCAGCCAGCCGCUGGGAGCCAUAUGAUCCAGAGAAAAAGUGGGACAAUUACACAAUUUCUGAUAAGAAUGCUGCCAAGAUAACAGUGAAAUAGGCGGGCACAUCUUGUUUAUGAGCUUGCAGACACUUUUCUGGGUUGUUAAUAUUGAAGAAUAGCAUCUUGAAAUAACUGUAAUUUAGUGGAUAAAGGAGGUUGAAAAGCUUUGGGGUGUUGUAGGAUACUGACCUGCUUUAAUCACAGUCAUGAUAGGUGGAAGAUAUGUGGGAGAAAUUUAUACAGGCGGUCCUGGGGUUCAGUCAGUCUCGAGUUACGAUGUUUUGUGGUUACGACACAUUUCCCAUUUACUGUAUUUCGACUUAUUUCUGUGCACGGCGGAAGAAUACACGGUUAUGCAGUUGGGGACCAAGGAGGACAGGGUCACCCCAGUCGCAUUGUACUCCACUUUAGCUUGCUUCUACAUCAUUCUCUCUCACGUGUGCACGUGUGUUUGAUUUUGUGAAUUUAUGUACAGUAUAUACGUAUGUUCUGACUUACAUUGAAAAUCGGUUUACGAUGCGACGUGGGAACGUAACGUCGUAAGUCAAAGACCGCCUGUGUAUACGAUUGAGAUAAAUUGAGGCUGCACUGUUCUCAUUUCAUUGAUGUAAGCAUGGAGGAUAAAAGUUUGCCUGUUAGUCAUUUAUGUUGGCAUCUCAUCAGUAAUUAAAAUGAAGACUUUGCUGAAGUCUGCCAGCAUC
Pomacea canaliculata is the source of this 1764-nucleotide messenger RNA. Its product is annotated as protein FAM50A-A-like. The transcript is spliced from 5 exons. NCBI's taxonomy places the organism in Eukaryota, Metazoa, Mollusca, Gastropoda, Architaenioglossa, Ampullariidae. Bases 95 to 1120 code for a protein of 341 amino acids. Gene Ontology annotation, cellular component: nucleus. The record is from RefSeq and is a predicted model, not a curated record. Gene Ontology annotation, biological process: chromatin organization.